AUGCCUAGCACUGGCGUAAUUCUCAUGACAGUCGUGGGCAUCACCACCUCCGUGGGAGCCUACCUCGCUGACUGGAACGAAACCCAUAUCUACAAUCCGCGCUGGAGCCCCCAUGCCAAAUUCCACAACGGACAGACGAUGUCAAUGGGACUUGUACUUGGCCUGACGACAUUGUACUAUCUCUACCGCUCUGCCCCGACGCCCGACAUCAAAAGCCAUUGCAUCCACACUGCAGCCUGGACUGGCAGCAUCUAUUGGAUCACUCAAUUGAGUGCUUAUCUCUAUCCUGGGGCUUUGCCGAUGGACCCUGAGUUUGGCACUUUUGCCCCGCAGCCUUACAUUAUUGCUCUGAUGCUUGUUUUGACUAUGAUUGGGUUGGCUAUGGAGAGAAGGAGAUUGGGGCCAUAUUUGUCCCAAAACGGGAAGCUUGCCUCCAAGAGUUCUUGA
Molecule: messenger RNA, 447 nt
Organism: Penicillium nucicola
Lineage: Eukaryota; Fungi; Ascomycota; Eurotiomycetes; Eurotiales; Aspergillaceae
Exons: 1
Coding region: 1-447 (148 amino acids)
Source: RefSeq, a predicted model, not a curated record